Messenger RNA from Porites evermanni, 1140 nucleotides. Lineage: Eukaryota; Metazoa; Cnidaria; Anthozoa; Scleractinia; Poritidae. The record is from the annotation of a GenBank genome assembly.
AUGGCCAGGUUCACUUCAAUCAUAUUUGUAUUAGUUAACUGUAUGCCUUUCGAGAUAGCAGCACAGGGCAGAUGUAGUACCGCAGGGCUUGCAGGCUUAGAAGAAUGUAAAUGUAAUUUCUUCGGUGCCUGUGAUGUUCGUGGAAUAGCAAAGCCUGGCUUGAACAUAUCAGAUUAUUCACCAAACGGUCUAGAAGCGUACGUACAUGUCAAGGGUUUCUUCGGACAAAACUUGGCUUUUUUAUGCGAAGGUGAAGGUAAAGAUGUGGCAAUACUUUAUGACUGUAACAAUCGAAUACCGUUGUAUGCAGCGACGGUAAUUACAGGAAGCAAACUGUCGGUGCGGCACGACAAAGGACGUCGGAAGGGGGCAGAGGGUAAAUUUCGACCCAGCACGAAGCUGGAUAUAUCUUUUCAGCAGAAUGAAAAUGACUACUUUAAGGCUGCAAACCGAGAACUAAAAAUUCACCUCAAAAGAAAGCGCACGUAUGGCGAUAUGGACGAUGUAGUCCCAGACGAUGACUGGCUUAAGUCAAAGAACGCACCGGUGUCUUCGCCUAAGAGAUUUACCAUUGCGAUGCACAGGGGACAUCUGAUAGCAUCCAUGUUUGGCAUAGGGGAUUUCGAAAAAAAGAAACAGACUUUCGUUUACACUAAUGCUGUUCCCCAGUUUGGAGAUUUCAAUUCUGUUCCGUGGAGAACUUGCGAGCAGAGGCUCAUUACAUGGGGUCGACUGAAUUGUAUAAACGCGGGAACAAAAAGUGAGGGACGAAACGUUCAGAUGUUCAUUGUUGUCGGUGCGAUUCCCUCAACCAUUGAUAAAGAUCCCAAAAAAUGGAGAUUCUUCGGCAGCGGCGGAUUCAGUAUCCUUCAAGACGAUACAAGCUUUCGCGUAAACGUUCCCUUAGCAAUGUGGACUGCUGCAUGCUGUACCUAUGAUUACACAAAAGACAAAAGCAGCUUCUCCGCUACCCAGAGUACUGCGUUCUGGAGAGAAAAUAAACCAGGGAAAGAAGAAUGCAAAAGAAUUGACGUAAAUGCGUUGGAAGUUAAGCUGACUUGGUGGGGAGGCGCUCAAGUAAAUUUGUUUCCCUCCUCCACUAACUGCCGGAAUAGUACCAACUAUGUACCACUGCCAUAA